This is a messenger RNA of Drosophila obscura, 2238 nucleotides long. It is a transcript of the gene PIG-B, whose product is annotated as GPI mannosyltransferase 3. The record is from RefSeq and is a predicted model, not a curated record. Gene Ontology annotation, molecular function: alpha-1,2-mannosyltransferase activity. Gene Ontology annotation, cellular component: endoplasmic reticulum membrane. NCBI's taxonomy places the organism in Eukaryota, Metazoa, Arthropoda, Insecta, Diptera, Drosophilidae. Gene Ontology annotation, biological process: GPI anchor biosynthetic process.
AGCCCUGCGUCGGCGUCGCUCUCCACAAUUUUGCUUUGCUCUUCUGUUCGCGUUAUUUUUAGGCCGCCAAAAACAGUUUCUUUCGUUUUCGUCGCUAAAAUAGACAAAAAAUUGUGGCUGUAAACGACUGUGUAGCGCCUUUUAAAACAUAUAUACACGCACCUCGUCGUCACUGCCGGCCUCGCCACUGACGGUGGACGCUUUUAAGUUGACAGCAACAGCAAGGCAGCUGUACUAAAACUAGCCCUACGACUAGCACACGCGCUCGCGACUCGCACGCAGUGUGGUGCGCACACCCCCCGCAGCGAUGAAUCUGCUGUACGUAUUUGGCCUGAUUCUGGCCGUUCGCUUGGCUUCCGUUUUCGUGGUGAAGACCUACUACGUGCCCGACGAGUACUGGCAGAGCCUGGAAGUGGCCCACAAACUGACCUUUGGAUAUGGCUACCUGACAUGGGAGUGGGUCCAGGGUAUACGCAGCUAUGUGUAUCCCCUGCUGAUUGCCGGACUGUACAAAGUGCUUGCCCUGCUACAUCUGGACAGCGUUCAGUUGCUGGUGCUGCUGCCGCGCAUCCUUCAGGCCACAUUGACGGCCUACUCCGACUAUCGCUUCUAUGUGUGGACGGGCAAGCGUAAGUGGGCCUUGUUUCUGAUCUUGGUGCCUUGGUUCUGGUUCUACACGGGCUCGCGCACCCUGGCCAACACCUUGGAGGCAUCGCUGACUACGAUUGCCUUGAGUUACUUCCCCUGGUAUGGCGAGGGAACGGCAUAUUUGUGGCCCGCUGCCAUCAGUUGCUUCCUGCGUCCCACGGCUGCUGUUAUCUGGUUGCCCCUGUCCAUUUAUCAUCUUCGCAAGAGCCGCCAGUCUGUGGUGGAGCUGAUUCUGAAGCGUUUCUUGCUCAUCGGUUUACUUGUUGCCGGCUUGGGCAUUGCCAUCGACACGUACUGGCACGGCAAGCUGAUUGUGACGCCGUACGAGUUCCUCAAGUACAACAUCUUCAACAACAUUGGCAGCUUCUAUGGUUCGCAUCCGUGGCAUUGGUACUUCACCGUCGGCCUGCCCACAGUGCUGGGCAUCAACACGCUGCCGUUCAUAUACGGAAUCAUGGAGACGGUUCGCAAAUCGGAAAAGUACGAGAUUAGCAAGCAACUGCUGAUUACCAUUUUGCUCACUUUGUGCGUGCUGAGUACCGUGGAGCAUAAGGAGUUCCGCUUUGUGUCUCCGCUGCUGCCCCUGUGCCUGUAUGUGAGUGUCGAUGCCCUGUCCCGCUGGAGUUAUCGUGCUUCAUCGACAAUGCUAUGGUGCACGGCAUUUGUGAUUCUGCUGGGAAAUGUGCUGCCCGCCUGGUACUUGAGCACGGUGCACCAGAAGGGACCCAUCGACCUGAUGCCCAAACUGAGGGACAUUGCCCAGGAAUAUCGCGAUGAGCGUGAGCAGCGGGCCAACAUACUCUUCCUGAUGCCAUGCCAUUCGACACCGUUUUACAGUCACAUCCACGAGAAUGUCACCAUGCGCUUCCUGACCUGCGAGCCGAAUCUGAAGAAUCAGGAGAACUUCCAGGAUGAAGCAGAUCGCUUUUAUGAGUCGCCCAAUCACUGGCUAAACUCUCACAUACCGAUCCAUCCACGCACUGCACUGCCCACGCAUGUGGUGCUGUUCGAUUCGCUGACUGAGAAGAUUGGCGACUUUCUGGCCAACUACAAGCUGCUGCACAGCAUCGAGCAUGCAGAGCAUCGCCAGUUGCGCACUGGACGGGCCAUUCAGGUCUAUCAGCGUCUGCUGAAGGGCGAAGAGAAUGCGUUUAAUCGUGACCAGCUCCCGUCCGAGCAGGACAUUGAGUCGCUGAUCUCCGAUGAGCGUUUUAAUUAAGUACAUAGUUUAUGAACAAGACCCACGAAAGAGACUGGCAACAAAACUAACAAACCAUAGCCCUCCGUUCAAAAGCAAGAUAAUGAAGAGAAGGGAAGAGAAGAGAAGAUUACUUUGAUACAAAACGUAUGUAUAUUUUGUACCCAUUUUUGGCCUUAGGAAAGUUUUUAAAAACAUUGACGAGAUGAGACGAUAAAACUUUGAUAUUUUUAGAGAUUAAAUACGCGGUUUACGUAGUUUAUGUUUAAGCCAACGUAUAAGUUAGCCACCGUUAGGUCUAAAGUGAGGCAAUAUAUAUUUAAACUGUCCUUUGCUUUAAUUUCUCAAAAAUAAAGGUUCAGUGUCACGGCAAAAUGUCGCCCACCCCACAU